AUGUCUUCCCAAACUUGGAGUCGUCUUAUUCGCUUCAUUGACGAUAAUGGCAAUGAGACCUUCGGCGAGCCUCUUGUAAAAUCUGAGACUGAGCUUGAGCAGCUCCUCUCCAGUCAGAAUCUCUAUGCUACCGAGUUCAAGGGACAGUCUCCCACAUCAGAACUCGUGAAGGGAGAGAAGGUCCACGUCAAGGCUAUCCGUGAUAUCUUGAAGCCCUCUGAUGUACCUAUAAUCCGAUGUAUCGGUCUCAACUAUAUCAAGCACAUCAAGGAGGGCGGUCGCACUCCUCCCCCUUACCCUUCUGUUUUCAUCAAACCCUCUACUAGUAUUGCCGGCCACGUUGAGGAUAUCCCUAUCCCCAAGGUUGCCCAAGAUGGGACUGUCGAUUAUGAGGGUGAAUUAGCCAUUGUCAUUGGCAAGACCGGCAAGAACAUCAGCAAGGAGGAUGCCCUCUCCCACGUUGCUGGCUACCUGGCCGCCAAUGACGUCUCCGCCCGUGCCUGGCAGCGCGACCCCAAGAAGGCUGGCGGCGUCCCCCAAUGGUGCUUCAGCAAGGGUUUUGACAAGUUCGCACCUCUGAGUCCCAUGAUUGUUUCUCCAGCUGUUGUCGGAAAUGCAUCGGACCUCCACCUACAGACAUUCGUCAAUGGCGAGGAGCGUCAAAACACUAGCACCGGUGAUCUUCUGUUCGGCGUUGAAGCCAUUGUCAGCUUCGUGAGCCAGGGAACCACCCUGGAAGCUGGUACCAUCAUUCUGACCGGAACUCCCUCGGGCGUUGCUAUGGGAAUGAAGGAGCCCAAGUAUCUGAACGAUGGCGAUGUCGUGGAGGUCAGCAUCAGCAGCUUAGGGCGCGUAAAGAACAAGAUGGCUUUCGAAUAA
Clonostachys rhizophaga is the source of this 879-nucleotide messenger RNA. The record is from the annotation of a GenBank genome assembly. Lineage: Eukaryota; Fungi; Ascomycota; Sordariomycetes; Hypocreales; Bionectriaceae.